Prorocentrum cordatum is the source of this 4624-nucleotide messenger RNA. The record is from the annotation of a GenBank genome assembly. Lineage: Eukaryota; Dinophyceae; Prorocentrales; Prorocentraceae.
CAUUUCCAUUCCGUUCCCCUCGCGGCUCUGCGCAGGGCCGUCCGACCCCCCCGUCGGCGCGCGCGCGGGUGAUGCGGGCGGUCGGGCGCCCGCGCCGACGCUUGCGCCGGGCGUGCUCGCGCGGACGCCCGCGGCGGCGGCUGGGAUGGCGGCCGUGGUGGCGGCGGUCGUCCUGGGCCGGCAGGGCAGCGAGCCAGGAACCGACCAGGAGAAGAACAGUACGGACGAUAUCCCCAACUUAGACAGCAAUAACGACUCACAUGUAACAGUGGCAGAGGUGAAGAACGGUUUGAAGUUGCUCAGAGUGCGCGCCGACGUGCUUCAUGCACGCCUGAUGUUGGAGAGAGAUCUGGCAGACAUGUGCGCGAAACUCCCCCUUUUCUUCACGUCCGUGCUCUUGCUAUCUGUUGCACUGCUGCAGCUCUGCCCCGCGAGCUCCGUCGCCGACAUCCAUGCCCGCAUCAUCACCCAGUUCCGCCUGGACUCGUUGACCAGCUCCCCCAUCAGGGGCGUGGCUGACAUCUACUCCUACAUGGCCGACUUCGAGCAGCACAACGAGGAGGUCCAGGCGACCUCCAUGAAGUACUGGUGCGAGAGCAGGUACGCGACGCACUACUGGGACGCGGAGCUCGGCGUACCCAGGUGGGCGUGCGCCAGCCCCCGCCAGUACGCCCUCGGCGACUCCACCGACGCGUCGUGGAGUUGGACCUCCCUGAACGGUUACGGCCGCAGGCUGGGGUCGCCCCCGGCGUGCGAGGACGACGACGCUGCGCUGCAGAACGAGACGGGGGCCGCUGGCGCGACGUGCUCAGGCUCCCCUUCCGUCUGCGACUCCCUCUUGGGGCCGAUGCUCUGCCCGCUGUCCUGCGGCAUGUGCGCCCCGUGGCAGUACAACCGGACUGCGAGGUUCAACUGGCCGCAGGUGACGAUGCUGCCGGCCAUGGUCUACCAGACCCGGUUCAGCCCCGGGGAUUGCCGCGGCUUCGCCAGCGUCUACAACGAGCAGAGGUCCAACCCGGCGCUCUGGGUGCUCCCGCCGCUGGACGGGGCGAAGCACGGAGACGUUCUGGCCUGCGUUGACCGCUCCAGGCCGUUAGAGGACGACUUUGCCCACCGGGUGCCUGACCCAGACGGCGGAGAGACGCCCGUGACUCCGAAGCACUCCUUUCUGGGCAAGACGGUGUACCCCGACCUGCUCCUCUCGCCCGCGCGCACCAUCCAGACGAUGCAGGCUGUGCAGUGGCUGGACGGACAGACAGACACGCUGGCGCUGGGCACGAUGAUCUACACCGAGGGCAUCGAGGUGUUCACGUCGCUCUCUGUUGAGUUCGUCUUCAACCAGGUGGGCACCGUGACGCCUUCCUACACACUGGUCAGCUAUCGCGACCUGAUCUCUGGUGUGAAGACCACAUUCGUCGUUUGCUUGAGCCUCGCUGCCGUGUGUGCGCUGCUAGGGGUCAUUCUGAGCGUCUUCACAUUGUGUCAGGAUCGUGCGCAGUGUAAAUUGGGCUUGGUUUUUUUCGAAUUAUGUUCUCGCUCGGCGCUUUUAGUGUUCGCUUUCGUGCUUCUGAUCUCAUGGGGCCAACAGAGUUCGAAGUCGGAGGAAUACGACAGUCUCCUGCACACAUUCUUGGACAUGCAAGGCACGGCGGCCGAGGACGUAAAGACCGCCAUGCAAGGUUACUUCGACGUGAAGGCACAAAUCUACAGCGAUACCUCAUGGCUUCAGAGGAUGAAGCUCGCCGCAUACCUCGUGCUUUACAUGCAGUUUGCGCAGCUCCUGCUGUACCUCAGCGCCCACCCCAAGCUGGGGGUGCUGACUUCCACGAUCUCGAGGGCCGCCGGCCAUCUGGCCAACUUUCUCAUCUUGUUCUGGCUCACUUUCCUGAGCCUGGCCUUCGUGGCUCACUGGAUGCUGGGCGAGUACGUCCCGGCUUUUUCGACCUUUGGGGGGGCGGUGGAGUCCCAGGCCCGGAUGCUGUACGGCGAGUUCAUCUAUGCCGGCGGAGCCGAAUUUCUGACCAGCGGCUACACCGCGGUCUAUUGGCUGUACGCGGGCACCUACAUGUGCGUCGUGUUCUUCCUGCUCCUCAACUUCUUCCUCGCCAUCAUCGUCGACGCGUUCGUGGACGUCAAGAGCGGCUUCGAGACGUCGCCUGCCAUCCUGCACGGGUUUCUGACGGACCUGCUCUGGGUGACCGCGGCCGCCCUCCGGUGGAGGCGGGGGCGGUGGCCCCCGCGCUCCAAGAUCCUCGAGGUGCUGGGCAGCGAGCUCGACCAGGCUGGCGCCGAAGAUGCCGUCGCCACGUGGGUGAAGAGGCUCAGUGCCCAGGACGCCGAGGCUCCCGCAGAGGAGGGGGAGCCGCCCCAGAAGGCCAUGACCAUAACCGCUGCCCGGCUCAUGGACGCCGUCCCUGGCCUCACCGAGGACAAGCUCGCGGAGCUCCUGCACCACUACUUCUCGAUGUCUUCCCGCUUCCUCUGCAAGAACCUCGGCGAUCUGGUGUGAGGACACCGGGAGGACCGCAGCGCAGGGAUCGGAUCGACUCGGCAGGAGCAAGCGUUAAGCCCCACAGCGCCGUUUGGGGUCCCUCCAUUGCUGGAGGGACCGCAAGGCUUGAACUUAAAGCUCAAAGUCAGUUGCGGCAGUACUUCUAUCCCGCCCUGCCCGGCGGACGGCAGGAGGGAGUAGGUGGAAUGGAGUUCAUGGUGGUGGUGGGGGGGAGUUCGGUGCAGUCCACGUUUGCUUGUCGUGGAUUUCCGUCGCGCGUUGCUUUGAUGUUAUUUCGUGCUUGUUGGCGCAGUCAUGUGCCUGUAGUCGCUACAGGCAUCCUACCUCUGGCUGCCUUCUGUUUGGUGUGGUACUGCUUGGUGCCUUUGCACUGGCCAGCAUGUCGAAUUCAGCAUAUAUGAACUAGCAUGUUGCUUGCGUUGUCCAGUUGUACCGUUUUUUAUUUGCCAGUUUUACAGUCUGGAUGCUGAUCUGAACUAGAUGCCCAAUUGACUUUGGCAUCGUCGGCCUCAUCGGUAUGCCCUGUAUCUAACACAGUCGUUAUUCCCAUCAUGAGCCCAAACACUCAAUGCACAACUUGCGGUUUGCACGUAAUGUUAUUUGAACAUGUCUGGUGCGUCUUGCACUUUUUGGUACUAAAGGGUAGUUCGUGGUAAGCCUAUAGGAAUGCCAGGACGGUCGGUAAGCCAGCCAAUGGCGUGAGCCGAGUCCCCUCACCCGGGCAGUGGCCGAGCAUCAGAGCCACGACGGCUUAGGUUGGAUGCGUUUUGCCUCUCAGCUGUUUCCUCGUAGUUCAGCGUGUGGCCUGCUGAAUUCUUUCUUCGCAUCUUGUGCCAUGUCCUCGCGGACCCUGCUAGCGAUGGCACUCCUCUGGAGCCCAGCAAUCGCAGCCAGAGAUGUGGUGGACAUGACAGGCGCCAGCCUUGAGGUAAUUGACCCGCAGAGCAGCCGUGAAUCACAUCCUUCGAAUGGCUCGCAUACUCGUGGGAUCCUGAUCGCAGUGGUAAGAACGCCAACUUCUUGAGGCGGGGGAAACAGAUCUUCACAUACGAGGAAGAGGACAUUGAGUUCGGACCUAGUCCGUAUGGAAAUCUUGAGUUCGUGAAGUCAGAGUCUCUGGUACAGGCUUUAGACAAGAUUGCUGCAGCUCUCGAUAUCAGUACCGACUCCAGCCCAGCGUUUGCGGCGUCUGUCUCAGCGGGCACGAACACGGAGGCAUCCACGCAGUCGAAGCAAUUUUGGCUGGAUAUACUUAUCUCCACGGUGGUGCAUCAUGGUUCAUCCGUGCCGAUCAAUCCACCAGAGUUUGCGCGACGAAUUUCGAACAUUCUUGGUUACUAAACUACCAGAAGAGGUAAUCGAAAUGUUCGUUUUUUUGCUUCGGCAAUCGACCUCGGUGGCUUGGUGAGGUCCACAGUCACCAACAUAGCGUCAGCGGACGAAGAUCUGACAACAUUUCAGCCGAAAGCGGAGCUCAAAGCACCUCUUGGUACUGUGCGAGCAGCUGCUUCCCAUAGUAGUUCGGCGGUCCUCGGCAAGAAAACCACGAACACCGAAAUGUCGAUCAAAGUUUCAUUUCUGGGAGGAGAUUCUCAUAGUUGGCUCGGGAUGGAUAGCCAUGCCAAGUUGAGUCAAAUUCAGAAGAACUGGGGUGCAAGCAUCCAUGAGGAUAAUAUGGAGCCUAUUCGUUUAAAUUUGAAGCCUAUCUGGUCUCUCUUGGAGGGCAUUCGCUGUGCAGACUGCCAGGACAGAGCAGCUGCUUUGAAGCUUGAGCUCACAAGCAGGUGGCAGGCUGAUGUGGCCAAGCUCAAAGAACAGGACGACCUCCCGAGAAGAGUGCCAGGCCAAGUCGACGACGUCGUCACUUUCACACCGAUCAUUUAACCUCAAAUGCGCAUGUUUGUCGACGCUAAGAAAAUAGAUCGUUCUCAAAGGUGGUCAGUGGUUGGGAGGCACACAAGUGAAGCCGAGGCGCUCAAGAUCACGAGAGGCAUCGCGGACCCGAGCAUCACUCAAUACAUGUCCUUCAAACCAUUGGCCUCGAGCACCCAAGCACAAUACGUUGCGGCCUGCGACUCAUGGCGGGGGAAAUAUGCUUGUCAUAAAAUCAUC